Messenger RNA from Acanthoscelides obtectus, 3620 nucleotides. The record is from the annotation of a GenBank genome assembly. NCBI's taxonomy places the organism in Eukaryota, Metazoa, Arthropoda, Insecta, Coleoptera, Chrysomelidae.
UCCAAUAUCUCUGCAUUUCGGCAAAAUCAUGGAGCAUUGAUAAAGCAAAUUUACUCGUGUUUAUCAGCGGGUGAUUAUGAUUACUGUAUAUACAAAUGGGUCAAUGCUUGAACAACUGAUACCGAUAGCUAUUCCGACGGAGCAUAGACUCUUCAGUGAUAACGUAGAUCUCUCGUCUUUCACAUCAAAACAUGAGGGAAUAGCGUGCUUAAACUAAAAGUGAUGGUAUUGGAUAUAGUGGCUUUAGCUUAGGAUUAUAAUUGGAUAUGACAACGUUUUAUGUAUGCCGGUAGCUUUACGACAUAUAUAUGUAUGGAUAUCAAAAUCCGAAAUGGUUUAGCGGGAAUAUCAAUCUAAGGUGGUAUAAUGGUACUGAUGAACGGCAAGUAAAUGAAUGCAUGUUUGGAAACGAGCAAUAUGUAUGAAAUUUUUGGCAGAGUCUGUCGACAAGUAGGUGCUUAAUGGCUAUAUGUAAGAGGUUUACGGGAAAAACACACGUGUAUCAAUGAUGAAACGCCGACGUCGCCAAUGCGGCCAGAUUUGCCUCCUAUUGACCGGCAUCCUGCUCAUCUCGACCGGCCUGUCAAUCUUCGUCUUCUUCGACGCCAUUUACGAGUUCAUCCUCAAGGGCGCGCUCCAGUUCAGUCCCACGUCAAAGUCGUACGCAGCGUGGAAGACGAACGACCCGCCAUUGUCUAUGGACAUCUACAUCUUCAAUUGGACCAAUCCGCAGGAUGUGAUGGCCAAUUCUUCGGUCAAACCGGAGUUUGUUGAAGUCGGACCUUAUAGGUUCAAAGAAAUAAAAGACAAAUUGAACAUAACGUGGAACGAGAACAAAACUGUGAGCUUUAUGUUCAAGAAAACAUAUUAUUUCGAUGUGGAAAGGAGUGUUAGGCAGCUUAAUGAUAGUAUAUGUACAAUAAAUGCUGUUCCUUUGACAGUUAGCUAUAAGUCCAAAAACUUCGGCUUCUGGUCGAAAAAGAUGAUAUCCCUAGGGCUCUCUAGUAUUUCUAGUGUAUAUGUGAAGAAAACCGCUGGUGAAAUACUCUUCGAUGGGUACGAAGAACCCAUUCUCAGCACGCUUUCGAAUUUCCCUAUGCUCAAUGUAGAAGAUAAAUUCGGCAUAUUUUACGGGAAAAAUGGCACGGUGAGCAAAGACGGCUGGUUCGAAAUGUCGUACCGGCCAGACGAAUCUUUCGGCAGAAUGCUCUCGUGGAACUUCCGCAACCAAACCGACUUUUACGAGGGGCACUGCAACGAUAUACGGGGGUCGGCCGGAGAGUUCUACCCGUUGAACAGGAAAAGGGACAAGCUGGUGCUGUACUCCUCGGAGUUGUGCAAGUACGCUGAACUGGAGUACGACCGAGACGUUGUCGUCAAAGGUGUUAGAGGGUACCGAUAUAUCGCCGAUAACAUAUUUGAUAACGGUACGACGCGUCCGGAAAAUUCCUGCUUCUGUAAAGGUGAAUGCAUCCCGUCUGGAAUGCUCAACGUGUCCGCAUGCAGGCAGGAUUCUCCCAGUUUCCUGUCAUUCCCCCACUUCUACAGCGCUGAUCCCUACUAUAGCAACAUGGUUGACGGAAUGAAACCUGACAGGGAUAAGCAUCAAUUCUACAUUAUUAUUCAACCUAAAUCUGGCAUAGUAAUGGAGAUAUCAGCUAAAAUGCAAGUGAAUCUGCUCCUACAACCAGUUCAGCAUAUCAGGCUAUACGAAAACGUCCCGAAAGUCUACAUCCCCCUGUUCUACUUCACUCAAACGGUGCACCUUCGAGACGAGUUGGCAGAGAAUCUGAGGAUGAUACAAAGCAUGCCAGACUACGCCAACUAUCUAGUGAUAAUCUUGUGUUUUCUGGGACUGAUCAGCGUCUGCUGGGCGCUCUGCUCUUUCUUUUGCUGUAAGGACAGCCGCCAGGAGAAGACCAUCAAAAUCGCCAAAAUCAACGGAAAUACUCGCCAGUACGAAGAAGUUGCACUCAAUGAUAAAUAAACUUUGCGGCGAUACUUCAUCGUAGGACGCCUGGGUGGCCUCCUUGAUUGUCAUAGAAGGCUGGGAUAUUUCUAGAUUGUUACUGUUCCGUGACAGCGACAGCGCUCUCCUAUUGUGAGGUUAUGUUUUCUUUUUGAAUCUCAAGGAAUAUGAGACUGAUAAAACAGAUUAAAACUUAGUUUUAUAAGCCUGAAAUUUCUUAGGAUACAAAAAGAAAAUAUAAUCUCAAAAUAGAGAGAUGACACGAAACAGUAAAAAUCUAUAAAUCUAGGACAGGACAAACUAUGAAAAUCAAGGAAGUGUAGGAAUAACUGGCGAUGCCUUAAAUGCUAAGUUGACAUUUGUGCACCUAGGACAAAAGUUCUACCGACCAGGUUAUAUUUGAAAUAUCUGUUACAGUAGAGAAGAAUUAUACGAUUUGGGUAAGAUGGGCUCGUAGUUUCCACGUCUAAUUAAAAAAUACUUCAUAAAUCACCUGGUUUAAAAAAAUCGAUUCUUUCGUUUUAGCCCGCGCAAAAUUUGUGACUAGGUUGCAAAUUUGACCAACGUAGAUCAAAUCUGAUACAAGACUUCGACAAUUUCUUUAGACUCAUUACUAAAAAACGCACCCUGAUUGAUCGAGUUUGCGCUCUGGGUGCAAGUUUGACGCUCCGGAUAGUAAAACCGGGGCGAAUCAGAAGUAUUUUCACUGAAACAAUAUUUCUAAAGCAUAUAGUAGAUCAAAUAAUAACAAGAAAAGUUACCUAGUCACAAAGUGUUGAAGUUUGAAGAAAAUUAUAUUUUCGGGGUAGAUUAAAAUUACCUUAGACUACAUUGGUUGUGUAGGAAUUGGAAACACUUACAGAAGAAACAAGAACAUUUUAUGCGUCACUGACUUUUUUUAAGCAUUUAUCACAAUUUUAAGUAAGGCCUUUGAUUUUCCAUUUUACGCUCAUCUUGCCUUAGCUUGCAUAUUUGAGGGAAAAACCGAUAAAUUUCGACCUGUUUUUCUUUGAAAAUACGCUCAAGUUACUUAAGUUUGUUAUUGUUUGUUUUUAUUAAGAGGGGCGCCGACAAGAAUUUUUCUAAGAGGGGCGCCCACAAGAAUUUUUCUAAGAGGGGCGAUCACCUGCAAGAGACAACUUUCUGCAAAAGUGUACCACAGGUUUUGAAGAGCGGGGAUAAUAAAUAAAUUAUGCACACAAUCACGCUAAAACAUACACAUUUCAAUGUUCAAUUGGUUUUUCUGGGCGACAAUGUCAGUGGCGUAGAGAUUUGCAACACCCCUGCGUAAUAGGACACUCUAUAUGCCUAUAGGAGCUUUUUGUUAUUUUUAUAUCUACUUUCUGCUUUAGCAAUGUCGUCAUCGCUUUUUCCAAUGCCUCAGUAUAGAUAUAUACGAAACUUUCAAAAUUGGUUUAAGCAAAACAACUUGCACAAAGGCAUCGGCGUCGCUAGUAAGUACGGAGCAGUAUAAUGUACGCCACUGAUAAUAUGUCCAUUAUAUAAAUCAUCAGCUGUCUAAUGGUAGUCACACGUUUGAAGGUUUAGCUACCACGUGGUCACACUUAGUUGUAGGUUACGUUUAUGUGAGUGAGAGAAUGCUUAGAUUUUUAUUUAUAUACGUAUGUUUAAUAAAAAUUUUAUAUUAAGA